AUGGCACCGAAGAAAGGAAAGAAAACUGCCAAAAAGACUUCAAGUACGACCACUGCUGCAUCGGACGAUUUAGAUGACUUGUUGAAUGAGUUUGUUCCUAGUAGUAUGAUACAGAAGGAGGAACAGAAGGUGAUAUAUGAGAAGAAACAACUGGACGAGAACAAGAAACAAGAGAAGGACGUGAAUGCUGCUGCUGCUGCUUACUUGGCGUCUCUUGGUGUCGCCCCAGUCGCUGAUGGAGAGAAAAAAGACGAUAAGAAGAAGAAGAAAAAAGGAAAAAAGAAACUUAAUACGGACACGAAGAAGGAUGAUGAGAAGAAGCCCAUGUCUGCUGCGGCCAAGGCACUGAUGGAGCGACAGGCAGCUUUAAGGGCUGAGCAGGAGCGCCUAGAGCAAGAACGUUUAGAGCAAGAGCGUAUUGCUCAGGAGGAGGAAGCCAAACGGUUGGCAGAAGUUGAGGCGGAGGAGGAGAUUCGCCGCAAGAAGAAGGAGGCGCGCGCCGCCAAGAUCGAACGGCAAAAGAAGGAAGGCACGUACAUGACUAAAGCCCAGAAGCAAAAGGCGGCAAAAGCUCAGGCAGCGUUGGAGGCCAUGCAUCAGGCAGGUCUCGUGCCGGAAUCUGCUGGUGAGAAAAAGACAGUCGUGUACUCGGACAACAAGAAGAAGAACAAUAAUAAUAAUAAGAAUAACAUGGAUAAGCCAAAGAAGGCUGAGCCAAGCGUUUUUAUGGAGGAGGAAAUUGAUGACAGAGAUGCGACGGAGGACGCUGUAGAGGAACAGGAAGUGGCGGCUGAAGCUCCAGACGCGUGGGAUGAUGAGGAUUGGGAGACGAGCGAUGUUGUGGCCUCGCUUGAAACUAAAUUACAGGAGGUUAAAGAUGAAAGUGAUGCUCGUGAGAGCGAAAGUGACGGCGACGAAGACCUUUUGGUACUGGAGCAGAAGAAGGUGCAAGAGCGUCUGCGUCAGCAAGGAAUUGCACUGAAGAAGCGUCAGGAAGAGCAGGCCGAGCAGAUGCGACUGGAGGCUGAAGAGCUGCAUCAGCGCUCAAAAGCUAAACUCGAGGCUGAUCGCAAAAAGAAAGAGGCUGCUGAUCGUCGUCGCGAGCGUGAGGCCGCCGCACGAGCCAAUGUGUCGUUGGACAACUUGCGCUCACCUAUUUGCUGUAUCAUGGGUCACGUCGAUACCGGAAAAACGAAACUGCUCGACAAUAUACGCAAAACCAAGGUGCAGGACGCUGAAGCCGGUGGAAUAACCCAGCAGAUUGGUGCAACCUUCUUCCCCGUAGAAGCUAUAAAACAAAAGACAGCUCGUCUCAAUGAGACAAUGAAGCUGGAGUUCCGCCUGCCUGGCCUGCUUGUGAUCGACACACCUGGUCACGAGUCGUUCACAAAUCUUCGUAAUCGUGGUUCAUCUCUGUGUGAUAUCGCGAUUUUAGUGGUUGACAUUAUGCACGGUUUGGAGCCGCAGACCCUGGAGUCACUCCGCUUGCUGCGCCAAAAAAAGGCACCAUUUGUCGUCGCACUUAACAAAAUUGAUCGUUGCUAUGGCUGGAAGACAACGCCCGACAUGCCCGUUCAGGAGGCACUCAAGCUCCAGAAUGAGCACGUCAUUCGCGAGUUUGAGGACCGUAUGAAAGCAAUUAUUGUGGAAUUUGCCGAGCAGAAGUUAAACGCCGAGGUUUACUGGCGCAAUAAAGAUUUGGCGCACACGGUCUCGCUCAUCCCAACCAGUGCUAUCUCCGGCGAGGGUGUGUCUGAUCUGCUGAUGAUGCUGACUCGAUUAACACAGGAGCGUAUGGCGAAGUCAUUGGCGUUUGUCGAUAUUUUGCAAUGUACUGUGCUUGAAGUAAAGGUGAUAGAAGGUCUCGGCACAACGAUUGAUACGAUUUUAGUGAAUGGUACACUAGAAGAAGGGGCUACUAUCGUUGUGUGUACAUUGGAUGGGCCUGUUGUAACAACCAUCCGCUCGUUGCUGACUCCGCACCCUAUGAAAGAAAUUCGUGUUAAGGGUGAGUACAUCCACCAUCAAAAGAUGCGAGCUGCGAUGGGUGUGAAGAUUUGCGCACAGGGUUUGGAGAAAGCUGUUGCUGGCACACAGAUCUACGUGGUUGGCCCUGAUGACGAUGUCGAGGAGCUGAAGGAUUUGGUUAUGUCCGACCUUACUGGUAUUUUGGACUCAGUGAAGGCUACCCGCCGCGGUGUGAUGGUUCAGGCUUCUACUCUUGGUGCUUUGGAGGCACUUCUGGAGUUCUUGCGAACGUGUGACCCGCCCAUUCCUGUAUCUUCUGUCAACAUCGGUCCCGUGCACAAGAAGGAUGUUAUGCGAGCUUCUGUUCAGCUCGAGCACCAGCCCGAAUUUGCUACAAUUCUAGCGUUUGACGUGAAGGUCCACAACGACGCAACUGAGCUGGCAUCUGAGCUUGGCGUGCGCAUUUUCACGGCUGACAUUAUAUAUCACCUGUUUGAUCAGUUUACGGCAUACAUGGACAACUUCCGUAGUGCUCGUCGCGAGGAAUUUGAGGAGGUUGCUGUGUUUCCUUGCGUGCUCAAGAUCCUCCCUAACUGCGUCUUUAACAAGAAGGACCCGAUUAUUCUUGGUGUCGACAUUGAAGAGGGUAUUCUCAAGGUUGGUACGCCUCUUGUGGUGCCGUCCGCUGGCGGCUUUUUGGUCGGUAAGGUGGGAUCUAUCGAACGUGAGCACAAGGAAGUGGACCGCGCUAAAAAGGGUGCAUCGGUGGCCGUUCGAAUUGACAAUGAAGGUAGCGUCAUGUAUGGCCGUCACUUUGACCACAAAAACAAGUUGGUGUCACGCUUGACCCGUCAGAGUAUUGACGCGCUGAAAGAAAAUUUUCGAGAAGAUCUUCAGAAGGAGGACUGGCAGCUUGUCAUCAAGCUCAAAGCAGUGUUUGAUAUCAUUUAG
Messenger RNA from Peronospora belbahrii, 2919 nucleotides. NCBI's taxonomy places the organism in Eukaryota, Oomycota, Peronosporomycetes, Peronosporales, Peronosporaceae. The record is from the annotation of a GenBank genome assembly.